UCCUUUUUCCCGAAACUGUCCCCGACCCUCCCUAUAGAACCAAUCAAGACUAGAUAGUUGGCAUCACAAAAUUAACUGAAACGAAUACUCUCAGUCUGGGAACUUCGACUCAAUUCAAUUUAUAUAUCAGGCUAAGUAUGCCAACUAUUUGCAAAGAUGGCUUUGCCGUUAGCUUCACCUCAGUCACAUCCAGUUCGAGUUCAGUUUGCAGCGCUUUCAGUUUAGAUUUUAGUUCAUAAUACAAGUCAAUCGAUACGAAACACAAUGUCAAAAUCGAUGCCAUUUGCUCGUGAAAGCCACACGCCAAAUAUCGGGAGGUAUACCAACUCGCGAACCCUGCAAUCGGUAUACAGUAAGUUACCACCUGUGAUGGGCGGCCAAAGAGGAGCAAGUGAAGUCUUCGUAGCCGGAGCAAUGAGUGCCCGGGUCAAAGGCGUCCACCUUGGGGCGCAUGACCCUGUUCGCGUGUGGAACUGUAACAAACCCAAGAUGGCUAAACCGGCUAAUAAAACCUACAACGUCUAUGCAAAACAAAAGACCAGUUCAGUGGGAAAAGAUGCACCAAAGGCGAUCGUCAAGCGGUGGGUGCAUCCCCCGACUCCUGACCAUCGUCCCAAAGAGGACAAGAACAAGGGUGGAAGGCCAUGCAAUUAUGAGUCGUUUUAUGUGCCCUUCGAGCAAGAUGGUAGCGCCAAAGCCGAACCAUUGGUCGGGGCAUUCUUUGUGCCGCUGGACGACAAUCGGGAAAUGCCGCAACAGAGGCGACAGAAAACCAAACCAGUCAACCUGGCAGAGGCAAAAGCAAAAGGUUUUAAUGCCGCGAACCGGCAGCACGGGCCCGAAAAUAAAGCGGCUAAGAGGGUCUGCAAUUUUGGGAUGCAUUCGGAUAGAGAUCAGCUGCUUUUCAGCAAGUUUCAGCAACUGCGGCCGGCAGGAGAGCGGUUUGUGCUGAAGACCGGAGAGAUGGUCGCCCUGAUUGCGGAGAUAAAGUCGCGCCAGGGAAAAGCCAACGAGCAGAUGACUGUGGAAUCUGUGCCGCCACUGCCACCGCCGCCACAGUUUGCAGAAGAUCCAAAGGAGUCCAGAAAGCGACUGCUAUUGCACCGCUGCCGCACGCAGACACUCUUCUCGACUUCAGACUGCGACGAAUCGCUGUAUAAGUACGCCUGCCAUUUGCCAUUUGUCAGGGAUCCAGCGCAUCCUGAUGUAUUUCGGCCGCGGCUGAAUCGAUUUUCGUCCCGCCAGUAAAUCCGAAUUGAAAAGCAUUUAUUCGCUUAGCUGCAUUCUUACAUUUUUAUAUAUUUUGUUACUUGCUGAACGUAUGCAGAAACUUUCAUUUUUGUUUUGGAAUUCCACUCAAGCCGGUGUUUCUCUCUAAAGACCAAGAAUUGGAAAGGA
This is a messenger RNA of Drosophila rhopaloa, 1398 nucleotides long. RefSeq lists its product as uncharacterized. The record is from RefSeq and is a predicted model, not a curated record. Lineage: Eukaryota; Metazoa; Arthropoda; Insecta; Diptera; Drosophilidae. The transcript has a single exon. The coding region runs from base 265 to 1248 and encodes 327 amino acids.